Molecule: messenger RNA, 837 nt
Organism: Cooperia oncophora
Lineage: Eukaryota; Metazoa; Nematoda; Chromadorea; Rhabditida; Trichostrongylidae
Source: the annotation of a GenBank genome assembly
CUGAUUUCCAUACAGGCAUAUGUAUUUAGUGGAUUAUAUAAAGUGGGAUGCGCAUGCUAUCUCUCAAGAGCUGGUCAACUUCAAACUCAUUAUCCUCCCUUUCUUUCAGAUUUACUAUGGAGCGCUCCGGAACACAUUCGAAAUGGCAACAUCGAAGGGUCACAAGAGGGUGACAUAUACAGCUUUGGUAUCAUUAGCGCACAGCUGGUUACAAAAACAAGAGCAUGGGAUCUGGAGAACAGGAAAGAAGACCCUGAAGAGAUUAUUUACCUUCUAAAGAAAGGUGGCCACAACGCUCCACGCCCAGAUCUUGAGCCACACGAAAGCGUAGACGUGAGCCCAGCUCUGCUGCAUUUAAUUCGAGAUUGUUGGACUGAACGCCCUUCAGAAAGGCCGACAAUCACUCAAGUAAGGGAACAACUCAGGAGUAUGCAGACAACCAAGUGCUCGAACCUUAUGGAUUACGUAUUUAAUAUGAUGGAGAAGUAUGCUUGUAGUUUAGAAGAAGAAGUUGAACAAAGAACGAAGGAACUGGUGGUAGAAAAGAAGAAAAGCGAUAUUUUGUUGUACAGAAUGCUCCCCAAGGCAGAGCUGAAGAAGUGGAUCAUUCGGGUAGUUAGCCUUCUCAACAAUCUUUAUAUGACAUUCGACAGCAUUAUAGACGCACACGACGUUUAUAAGGUCGAAACAAUCGGAGACGCAUAUUUAUGUGUCAGUGGCCUACCACGACGAAAUGGCUACCAGCAUAUAAAGGAGAUUUGCAGUAUGUCGUUGGGAUUUUUGAAAGCUCUCGUCGACUUUCGUAUUCCUUACCUUCCCAAUGAACGCAAACAAUAA